Molecule: messenger RNA, 1422 nt
Organism: Trichobilharzia regenti
Lineage: Eukaryota; Metazoa; Platyhelminthes; Trematoda; Strigeidida; Schistosomatidae
Source: the annotation of a GenBank genome assembly
AUGUCUAAACUACCUAAACUAUCAUUGAAAAUAAUCCUCUUGCUGUUCUCCUGUCAAGUAUACCUUGUGCAUUGUAUAAUUCCAGAACAAUGUGGUGCUAAUUUAACUCUUGGUAUACCAGUCUGUUGCCCAGUUAGUCAUGAUACAAAUGAAGUUUGUGGUGGACCUAAACGUGGUGAAUGCAUUAAAGCCUGGACACCGAAAGAAUCUGUACCCAGUGUAUUUCUUAUUGAUGAUCGAAUUGACUGGCCAAAUCGAUAUUUCACUUACUUUUGUCAAUGUAAAGAUAAUUAUUUCGGUGUUGCAUGUGAUGAAUGUUGGUUCGGUUGGAUUGGUAAACAUUGUAACCAACGGCAUCGUAAAAUACGACGUGAUAUACGUACAUUUUCUGAAAAAGACUUGAAUAUAUUUAAAUCAUUAGUCUUGCAUAGUCAAACAUGGCCAUCUGGUUACUUAUUGGUUGAUGAAUCGGACAAUUGGAAUGUUGAUCCAUUAAGAAAACCGAAAUUGUUUCAUGCAAGUAUACAACACUUCUUGACUUACCUGCAUCAAUAUGGUAGUCGUAGUACAUUGUAUAAAAAUGUUAAAGAUUGUGAAGAAUACGGGAUAUUGAAUUUUAAUCAUGAUGGUGUCGUUUUUCCAACAUGGCAUAGAUACUCCUUAUUACUAUGGGAAAGAUUAUAUGCAAGAAUGGCUAAAGUGUUAUUCGGACUGGAGGAUUAUGCAGCACCUUAUUGGGAUUGGAUUGGUAAAGACCAUUGUGAUAUUUGUAUUGAUAAGUAUAUCGGUGGUCCAGGUCAUCGUGAUGAAUUUGGGCUACAUUUGUCACCGUAUUCACCAUUUCAUAAUCUUACAGAAUUCUGUUAUGAACCGUAUAAGGAUAAAUUAUGCGCUGGUUGUCAGUACACAGAUGAACCGCCGACAAUUACACGUCACUUUACUGUCACUGAAUUUCCAGAUCGAAGAGAUUUAGAAUUUGUUUUAGGCAAAAAACAAUUUUUUGUUCCUGGUGAACGUGAAAGUAAUCGAUGUGAUUCAUUUCAUAUGGCAUUGGAAGGUUAUUGUGGUCGACCAGGUGCUGAUCCAACUUAUCGAUGGUUUCAUAAUAAAAUGCAUGUUAUGAUUGAUGGAAGUAUGUGUUGUGCAGCCACUUCAACAAAUGAUCCAAUCUUUCUGUUACAUCAUACUUUUAUGGAUAAAAUAUUUGAGUGUUGGCUACGAUUGCGCAAACCAAAAGUAGAAGAUUAUCCUGAUAAAGGUGUACGUCCUGGACAUUCACGUUAUUCAUUCACUGUUGGUAUAAUACCAUUGGCAAGAAAUAUUGACUUUUUCGCUUCUUUAGAAUAUUUUGGAGUAACUUAUGAUAAUUAUUGGUUUGGAAGAUUCUCCGAUGAUGGACGUCCUCCAUAUUACUGUCCUUGA